GCAGUGCGCCGGAGGGGGGUGAAGCAUCCAGGAUCGGUCAGGAUCGUUUUGUUUGUGCGCUCUACCCUCUCACAGAGAAACCUGCUCCUGCUGACAGUGGAUAAGGAGCACUAUGGUUUAUUGCUUUUUUGAUGGAGCACACGAAAACGCCUAAUCAUGAGGUGCUUUUUCCUAGGCCUACUUGUUGUCCUUGUUUUUCUCCUGCAAAUUGUUUGGUGUGAGCCAGUCAUCUCCCCCGGCGGACCUCAUGUGGUUGUUCCCAAGGGGGGUAAACUGGAGCUUCGUUGCCAUGAAAACGCCACAGUGUCUGGCACCCCACUGCCGAAGCUGCUCUGGCAGAGGGAGAGGCCACGGCGUUUGGAGGGAGACGUGGAAGAAGGUGCAGUGGUCUACGUGAAGGUGUCCUCCGCUCAGGGGUCUCACAUGGGCCGAUACGUGUGUCUCAACAACAACACCCUGGAACACAGUUCUGUUUAUGUUUAUGUGAAAGAUCCUCAAAAUAUCUUCCAGCGCACCAUGGUAAACGUCAUAUUGGUGCGAGCUGGUGAAAGCUGCACCAUCCCUUGUCUUGUGACGGACCCCAAUGUCACCCACAUGGCCUUGGACACUUGUGAUGGGCGACCUUUGCCCUCAGGACUGAGUUACCGGAGCAACCCUCAGCGAGGUGUUAUCAUCAGCGACGCACAAAAAGGAAUUGAGGGCUGUUACGUCUGUGUGGGGAGGCUGGCUGGACAAAGAGUGGUUUCCAUGUCAUAUAAAGUGGAGGUGCGCUCUGUGCCAGAAGUGCCUCCGGUUAUCCGACUCUCCCAUAAAGACACUGUCAUAUUGAAAAAAGGGGAGCAGUUUGAAGUUACCUGCAGCUCAUCCAAUGUCGACCCAGACUUUAGCGUCAAAUGGGACUUUCCCUCAUCUGUGGAUCCAGUUGAAUCCCAUGGCUCCCGCAUCCUUUCAGUCUCCCACGGUUAUGAGAGAUCUACCUCACUCUUGAUCACAUCUGUGAAGCAGUCACACUCUGGCGUGUAUCGCUGUGAUGCUCAUAAUAAGAGAGGCAACAGUUCUAGGACCCUGCACUUGGAUGUUCGCGAUAAAGGAUUCAUCAGCGUGUUGGGACAUUCUGGACCAGUGCAGGCUGUGGUUAAAGAAGGAGAGAGCUUGAGUCUCAAAGUGCAGUUUGAGGCUUACCCUGCCCCCAGAUCCCUGUCCUGGUCUUUCAACGGCAAACACCUGCUCAAUACAACAGAGCACUUCAUCACGGUGCACAAGAAGAAGUACAGAUAUGAGAGCGAGCUCAGGCUGGUGAGGGUUGUUGGCUCGGAGGGAGGCAUUUAUCUGUUCUCUGUCAGCAAUGAAGAAGUAGAUGUCACUCACUCGUUCCACGUCUACGUCAACAGUAAACCCAUGAUUAUUGCGCAGGAAGGGCCUGUAGAUGGACAAGUGCGAUGCAUUGCUGCUGGAUUUCCGGUCCCGAAAAUUAGCUGGUUCUUCUGUGAAGUGCCUAACACCAGGUGCUCACACCUGCCCAACGCCUCUCAGUGGGAGAACUCCGACGUUUCCAUAGUGACUGAGUCCGAAUUCGGUCGCAGCGAGGUGGAGAGCCGUGUGAACAUCAGCAAGGAGCACGCGCAGUACAAUACCCUGGAAUGUGUGGCCUACACUGAGGGAGAUGAGGCCUACACCCUGUUCUCCAUCAGUGAGCGAGUUGUUCCACAUAAACUCUUCACCCCGCUGCUCAUUGGGAUGGUGGCCACUGGGGCGGUCCUCACCUGCUUUCUGGUGGUGCUGCUUUACAAGUAUAUGCAAAAACCUAAAUUCCAGAUUCAGUGGAAGGUCAUUGACAGUAUCCAUGGCAACAACUACAUUUAUAUUGACCCCACCCAGCUCCCGUACGACUCCAAAUGGGAGUUUCCACGACAGAAACUGCGCUUUGGUAAAACACUGGGCUCUGGUGCAUUUGGUAAAGUCGUGAAAGCCACUGCGUAUGGACUGUGCUCUGCUGAUACAGUCACAACAGUCGCGGUAAAGAUGCUCAAACCCAAUGCCCAUGCGACCGAGAAGGAGGCUCUGAUGUCGGAGCUGAAAGUUCUGGGUUACCUUGGAAACCACAUGAACAUCGUUAACCUGCUGGGGGCCUGCACUGUCGGAGGGCCGAUUUUGGUGAUUACCGAGUACUGUUGCUAUGGCGACCUUCUCAACUUUCUUCGAAGGAAACGAGAAUCUUUCCUAAAUGCACAAAUUAGUGACGGUUACUAUCGCAACAUCUUCAACCAAAGCGAGCCGAUGAGGGAGGUGACCGGCUCCGGAUACAUGCCCAUGCGUCCGUCUGAAAAAGAGAGAUCGUCGGAGUCAGAUGACGUAGAGGAGCUGUCUCUGGAUGCUGAAGAUCUGCUGAGUUUUUCUUAUCAGGUUGCCAAAGGAAUGGAGUACAUCACUUCAAAAAAUUGUAUUCACAGGGAUCUGGCCGCCCGAAACGUUCUGCUGACUCACGGCCGAGUCGCUAAGAUCUGUGACUUCGGUUUGGCGCGUGACAUCACCACUGACUCCAGCUACGUCCUCAGAGGAAACGCUCGUCUCCCGGUCAAGUGGAUGUCCCCCGAGAGUCUGUUUGACUGCGUUUAUACCUUCGAGAGUGACGUCUGGUCUUAUGGCAUCCUGCUCUGGGAGAUCUUCUCUCUUGGCAACAGUCCGUAUCCUGGAAUGCAAGUGGGCUCUGCGUUUUAUCGAAUGAUUCAGCAAGGACACAGAAUGAGCAGGCCCGAGUUUGCACCUGUAGAAAUCUAUGACAUGAUGCUGAGUUGCUGGAAUCACGACCCUUUGAAACGGCCGUCAUUCAGAAAACUGGUGGAGAGCACUGAACUGCUGCUGUCAGAAAACACUAGAAAUGUGUACCUGACUCUGAGUACUGUACCCGGUCACCCCGAUCAGCAGAAGGAGUCGGCGCGCAGGCUGAGCUCAGUGUGCAGCACCACAGCCCCCACCCAGCCUUUACUGCAGAGCUCUGGGGACGUUUUUGUGGAUUAUGAAUCUGUCUAAAGUGUACUAGCAUUCAGCGCGACACUAACCCCACUAUCUCCCAAAGAGCAAGAGCCAAACUACAGCGUGUAGAGUAGACUACUAACAAAACCUUCAAAACUCAAGCACCGCUGGCCGUUGUCCGACACUUACAGUAAACCGCACGUGCAAUGGCGUAUAUCAAAUCUCUGCUUAUCACUCCGGAUGCAGGGUCAGUGAAACUCCUUAAUGGAGGAUGUGAAUUGCAAUCAGUUUCAGUUUUAAAAUAUCUGUAGUGUACAUUUUGUGUUUAAUAUUUUGAGCUUGGUUUAUGGACUAAAUUUCACCCACUUUCAGUUUAUAAGCUCUAAUAAAAGUUUUGUUUGUUUUGUAAUGAUUUGUGAUGACGACAAGCAAAUAAUGUUUUUUUUUUUUGAUGAUUUGUCCGACUUGUAUAAAGAUGUAAAUACACUAGAAAUGUGCCUUUUUAUGUUAAAGUUCUUCAUGCAUUUGACUUUCUGUUGUUAUUGUUGGGAGCUGUUUGUACAGUAUUUUGAAGGUAACGUUCCUGCAAUUUUGAUACAGUGGGUUGACUUGUCAUAAUAAAAAAAGUACUUGUGAUGGU
Periophthalmus magnuspinnatus is the source of this 3613-nucleotide messenger RNA. It is a transcript of the gene kitb, whose product is annotated as KIT proto-oncogene, receptor tyrosine kinase b. The transcript has 21 exons. Gene Ontology annotation, biological process: multicellular organism development; positive regulation of MAP kinase activity; positive regulation of receptor signaling pathway via JAK-STAT. Gene Ontology annotation, cellular component: signaling receptor complex. The record is from RefSeq and is a predicted model, not a curated record. Gene Ontology annotation, molecular function: cytokine binding; transmembrane receptor protein tyrosine kinase activity; ATP binding. Bases 157 to 3030 code for a protein of 957 amino acids. NCBI's taxonomy places the organism in Eukaryota, Metazoa, Chordata, Actinopteri, Gobiiformes, Gobiidae.